This is a messenger RNA of Acromyrmex echinatior (Panamanian leafcutter ant), 2846 nucleotides long. RefSeq names its product diacylglycerol lipase-beta. NCBI's taxonomy places the organism in Eukaryota, Metazoa, Arthropoda, Insecta, Hymenoptera, Formicidae. Gene Ontology annotation, biological process: diacylglycerol catabolic process; neurogenesis; arachidonate metabolic process. Gene Ontology annotation, cellular component: plasma membrane; cytoplasm. Gene Ontology annotation, molecular function: triacylglycerol lipase activity. The record is from RefSeq and is a predicted model, not a curated record.
CGGUCCAGUUGUGGUUAACAAGUUCUUAAGAUUCGGUUGCUCGCUCGGGCCGCUCGGGGUGUCGCGCGCAGCAAGGUGAACAAGUCGCAGUGUAUAGUGUAAAACGUUCUGUUCGGUGCGAUUCUACUUCGAGAGUAACCGUCCCCGACAUAAUAUUGAAGUGCUCUCACGGAUUGAGCUAUCUCUCGUGCGCAUCAGUAUAUCAUUCGCAUUGCGGCCACUAUUGUCAUUAUUGCAGUUUAUGCGAAUGUUCAAGGACCAGCUGGCACCGGUUACUGAGAGACGCUCGUAUCUCGUGGUCGCUAUGCAUAUCUUUGUACGUGCGAUAAGCGCAGCUUUGACAGCGGUGGCAAAACCGGCGCUUGUAGUGAACGAAUUAGACAAAGUGAUUACGAUACGCACCGCUUUGCAAUCGUAAACAACGAAAAGUAAGUGUAAAAUUAGGAGAGAUUCAACAGUCUUUGAAUCAUAUUCGUGAUUUCCCGAAAAGAUAGCGUGCGAGCGCGAAAAUAGUUAUCUUCGCGAGAAUCGCGAGACGCUUGAACUUAACGGGAAUCCGAGCGGAAGCGCUCCAGUUUCGCUGCAGUCUACAACUUGGAGAAAGGCUUGGUUGACGGUGAUUAGACGAAAAUUCCAAUCCGGUUCAUUUGCAACUCUCAGGACCGCGCUGAAUUUCUCGAGGUGGUUGAACUAGUAGUUGGAGUGCGCGGUGGGCGAGGUGGAGUGCCGCGGCCGCGGCACGUCGAUUGAAGGGAGAUUUCAACGCGCGUGUAACACGCGUCCGGAUUCGCCGGAUAUCGAUUCGCGCAUCCGGAAAUGCCUGCGUUGAAACUCUUCGGUCGAAAAUGGUUGGCCGCAACCGACGACCUCGUGUAUCCAGGCUUGUUCGAAUUAUUUAUCCGUAUUGUAUGGUUGAUUCUUAUAGGGAUCGCCUGCGCAAGGUACUACGAGGAUACGUGGAAUUGUCGGUUGGGAGGUGAAUUAGUGCGCGUGUAUCUCCUCGGUGAAGCGGUCAUGCUUGGUAUCGUCACGCUUUUGAUAUUCAUCAUUAUCAGGCAUAGCGCGAGGGGGGCUAUUAUGGACACGCAUGCCCGACGCUAUGUCGAACCGCUUCUGCUGGUCAAGAUAUUGAUGCUACUGCCAGAGAUCGGAUGGAACAUUCUGGGUACUCUAUGGAUUUUCGGGCAGAGCGUUGAAUGCAACCACGAAUCAUACUCUAUUACGGUCGUGGAGGCCCUGGUGUUUUUCGAUUGGAUCCUAAUCGGUCUCAGUAUCUUCGGCCUCGCCCUAGUGUUCGACCCAAUUGGUUCUUUGGAGAAGAAACAGCUAGAGAACUCUGUGGAGCACGGCAAGGUCUCGCGUAUUUGGCUAAGAAGAUUCAAAUUCCUGUGGUGGAUGCGUAAGGAUGAGAGUGCGAACGAGGCCUUUCAACAAGUCGCUGGUCUUUUAACUGCUUUAUUCCGAGGCACGAAUUUGGUUCCUUCGGAUGUAAUGGCAGGAUGUAUUUUACUGAGAGUCCGGCAGAAGCGAGAAACUCAUGAAUUACGAAAGUUAAAUCUAAUUGCUCGUCCAAAAUACACUUCAGAUGGUAGCAAGAUUUUUUCGAGCGCACCUAACUGGAUGUCCUUGGAAGCCGCCCAUCAUUUCCUGCAACUAUCGAUCGCUUCUUACGGCUGGCUUUUCGUAAUAUAUCAGCAUACGUGUACUGGAUGUUUUCGUUUGAUACGCGGCAUGAGAUGCUGUGCUUGUUUUCGACGAAAGCGUAAUAUUAUUCUAGACGAUAACUGUUGUCUCUGUUAUCUUUCUGGCGUAAAAUACCUGUCAAAGAUAUCUGAGGAUGAUAUUCUAUUCGCUUCCUUCAAGAAUCAUUUAUGCGAAAUACCAUUCUGUGUAAUGGUGGAUCACAAAACUGCCAGUAUUGUUGUGAUUAUACGAGGAUCGUUAUCGUUGCGAGAUAUAAUUACUGAUUUUGCAGCCUCAUCUGAUUUAUUUGAAUGUCCUGGUAUUCCAUCAGGAAGUAUGGCCCACAAAGGCAUGAUAAUAGGAGUAAAAGUAAUUUUAAAGCAAUUGGAAAAUUAUAAAGUCCUAGAAAGAGCGUUCGCCACGUAUCCUAAUUAUCAUCUGACAUUUACUGGUCAUAGUUUAGGAGCCGGUUUAGCCAUUUUGCUGGGUUUACUGAUACGUCCUCGUUAUCCAGAGUUAAGAGUCUACGCGUAUGCUACACCUGCUGGACUGCUCAGUAGAGAAGCUGCUAAGAUCACGGAAGAAUUCGUAUUGACCGUAGGACUUGGCGAUGAUCUUGUAAUGAGACUCAGUGUGGAUAGUAUAGAGAAUUUAAGGACGUCGUUACUGACAACUCUUCAUGCUUGUCGAUUGCCUAAGUACAGAGUUGUCCUGAAUGGAUUCGGAUAUGCUUUGUUCGGAGUUCCUGAAAGAGAUCUGAGUAAAACAUGGGCCAAUCAUAACAUAAUUAAUACAAUCCCAGGUCAAUCGCCUUUGCUAAUCAAGCACAAUGAUAAGGAUAAAAUAAUAGAACGCGAUAUAACAAAAAGAAGAUAUUCGAAAAUGAAACUGUUUAACGCUGGUCGUAUACUUCAUAUAGUGAGAUGCAAACUCGAAAAAACGGAAGGAAAAAGCAAAAAACAACUCGCAAAGGAGAGAAAAUACGAGAUGCGAUGGGCACAAGCGGAGGAAUUUAUAAAAUUAACAGUAAUGCCACGCAUGCUUUUGGAUCAUUUACCAGAAAAUAUAGAGAGGGCUUUAGCUACAUUACUGGAGCAACAGAAAGAUAUACCGUAUUAUUUCGAUCCUUAGUGUAAUCCAAAGAAGUGAUUUUAUAGUUUUAA